GGUAUAGUAUCAGAAAACCCAAUUAUUUCGCCGGCUUUCAAUAAUGUAUUGGUAAACAGCAGUUUAGAAUUGGCGUGUUAUACUAAUAAAAACGUAAAAAGUACACAAUGGGGAAGUUUAAAUCACUUGGACACAUUUUCGCACCUGUAUCGUUCGGACAAUGAAAGCUGUAUAACAGAUGGGUUCCUGGCUGACGAUCGAUAUUUUGAAACGAGUUGCUAUAGUAGCGGUACCUUCAAAAUAAACAUAAAACGUGUAAAUUUAAGUAACCAUGGUCAAGAAUGGUAUUGUUACGGCGAUAAUAGAAAAAGUAAUAUUGCUAAUAUUACUGUUCGAGUUCCUGCCACGGAAGUUAUCUUUGACUUUCAUUCAAAUGAAAGCAUUUACAUAAAUGAAAAUCAAAUCCAAACUGUAAGUUGCAAAACCUCGGCGUGUUUACCAAAACCAUCAAUUAAAUGGUACUUAUGGAAUCCCAUCAACAAUAUAACCUACGAUAUAACAAACCAUUCGACAGAAUCAUAUAUUCCAAAAGAAAACUGGCUGACAGUAGCUGAGAGUAUUCUUCGGAUUCUCCCGAACAGAACACUAGACCGCUGGUAUUUAUAUUGCACAGUAUGGACACAAGUGAAAGCAGCAGACAUUUUCAGCAAAGAAUUUGUACUGAACGUGGCAUAUCCACCAGAUGGUCCCCCAAUGAUAGCUGGCUACAGAAACGGCUCUACGAUACAGGUUGUUGAGACCGAAUCUGUUGAAUUGACCUGUUCUGUAACUGGUGGAAAACCAUUAGCGACCUUAAGAAUGACCUGUUUAAACAGUAAUUCAACACCAACUGUUACCAAAGAAACGACGGUGACUGUGUACAUUGCACUACAAGUGAAUCGCAAUCAUAGUCAAUGCAUAUGCGAGUCUGAUCAUAUCAUAAGUGGUACACAAAAAACAUACGUCAUGCUCGAUGUGUUGUUUCAACCGCGUGAAGUCCGCUUCAACUUUGGAAUGGAGGCAGGAGAAAGGUUGAUUGUAAACCAAAAUGAAGAGGUGACUAUUCAAUGUUUCGCUGAGUCUAAUCCUCAUCCAGACAUUGUUAUCAGGAAUCAAAGAGAUGAACAAAUCAAAAUGAUGGAAUAUGCCACUCAUGAUGUUAAACAUACUAUUCCUAAAGUAUCUUGUGCUGAUGCAGGGGAGUAUGUAUGCUCUGCUAGAAAUAUGUUAACAAAUGGACAAGGAGCGCUUUCAAGACUCAUUCUCAUUGUAAGAUGUCCUCCAAGUCCGUCAGCUGAUACAGUAAAAGAAACAAAGAUAACUGCUCUUCUGCAUGUUGACGUCACGUUGCAAUUUUUAGCUCAAGACUUUUUUGACGAGCGAAACAAAACAGCAUUCGCAUGGUAUAAACAGAAAGUGCCAUUACAAAAUGACGGCAAUAAGUAUAUAAUAUCAUCUUAUGGGUUACAAUCUAACUUGAUAAUCAGAAAUAUUACAUACUCAGAUUAUGGAAAGUACCAAGUUGUUGUCAGGAAUUCAUUUGGACAUAAUACCUACUAUUAUGAAUUGCUGGAAAAAGCUCCUCAACAGUCCACUGAGCCUGUGACAGCCUCGACACUAUUAAGGGUCGCAGUUGGUACAUCUAGUUUCACAUUUUUUGUGGUUGUAUUGGCAUUCUUCUAUUGGAUAUAUACCAGACGUAAACGCACUUUGAAGAUAAAAGACAGAAAAACAGCUGAGGUUAUCACUGAAUACCAGGCUACUACUGGGCAUAAUGACAAUGUUGCAGAAAAUGUUUAUGAACAAAUUGAUGAGCAAUACACUGCAAGAGGGGCAUACAUUGACAUGCAAGGAAUCAAAACGGAUAAGGAUACAAACUUUCAACCGCGUGGAGUUCGCUUCAACUUCGGAAUGAAGGCAGUAGAGAGAUUAGUUGUAAACCAAAAUGAAGAGUUGACCUUUCAAUGCUCCGCGGAGUUUAAUCCUCCUCUAGACAUUGUUAUUAGAAAUAAAAGAGAUGAAGAAAUCAUAGUGAUGAAAAAUACAAGUUCUGUUCAACACAUUAUUCAUAGGGUAUCUUGUGCUGAUGCAGGAGAGUAUGUAUGCUCUGCUAGAAAUAUGUUAACAAAUGAACAGGGAGCACUAUCCAAACUCGUCCUUAUCGUGAGAUGA
This is a messenger RNA of Ruditapes philippinarum (Manila clam), 2151 nucleotides long. Its product is annotated as titin-like. Lineage: Eukaryota; Metazoa; Mollusca; Bivalvia; Venerida; Veneridae. The coding region runs from base 694 to 2151 and encodes 485 amino acids. The record is from RefSeq and is a predicted model, not a curated record. The transcript is spliced from 9 exons.